Molecule: messenger RNA, 2152 nt
Organism: Musca domestica (house fly)
Lineage: Eukaryota; Metazoa; Arthropoda; Insecta; Diptera; Muscidae
Gene: TpnT
Product: troponin T, skeletal muscle
Exons: 9
Coding region: 173-1369 (398 amino acids)
Biological process (GO): sarcomere organization; regulation of muscle contraction; muscle contraction
Cellular component (GO): troponin complex
Molecular function (GO): tropomyosin binding
Source: RefSeq, a predicted model, not a curated record
AACAUUCUAUUUUCCGAAAAAAAUCUUUAACAUAGCGUGUUGUUUCUUGGUAGAUCGUCAGUCUGUUUAGUCGAACCGCAGCAUUCGCUCCAACGACGUCAGCUGCUCGGACAACAGUAGAGAGUUUAAUUUGUUUCUUUUCCCGAAGUUUUUUUAAUCCCUAACCAUAACCAUGUCCGACGAUGAGGAGUACACCAGUUCCGAAGAGGAGGAGGAGGUUGUCGAGGAGGUCAAAGAAAAACCACCUCAGACACCAGCCGAAGGUGAGGGUGAUCCAGAGUUCAUCAAACGCCAGGACCAAAAGCGUUCCGACCUCGAUGAACAAUUGAAGGAAUACAUCACCGAAUGGCGCAAACAGAGAGCCAAGGAAGAAGAUGAGUUGAAGAAACUCAAGGAGAAGCAAGCCAAGCGCAAGAUCUCUCGCGCCGAAGAAGAGCAAAAGAUGGCUCAACGCAAGAAGGAAGAAGAGGAACGCCGCGUUCGCGAAGUUGAAGAAAAGAAACAACGCGAAAUCGAAGAGAAGCGUCAACGCCUCGAAGAAGCCGAGAAGAAGCGCCAAGCCAUGCUCCAAGCCAUGAAGGACAAGGACAAGAAGGGCCCCAACUUCACCAUCGCCAAGAAGGACACAGGCGUGUUGGGUCUCUCCUCCGCUGCCAUGGAGCGUAACAAGACUAAGGAACAACUCGAGGAAGAGAAGAAGAUCUCCCUGUCGUUCCGUAUCAAGCCUCUUGCCAUCGAAGGCUUGAGCGAGGAUAAAUUGCGCGAGAAGGCCCAAGAAUUGUGGGAACUCAUCGUCAAAUUGGAAACUGAGAAGUAUGACUUGGAAGAAAGGCAGAAACGUCAGGAUUACGAUUUGAAAGAAUUGAAGGAAAGACAGAAACAACAGCUCAGGCACAAAGCCUUGAAGAAGGGUCUCGACCCCGAAGCUUUGACUGGCAAAUACCCGCCCAAGAUUCAAGUUGCCUCCAAAUACGAAAGACGUGUAGAUACCCGCUCUUACGACGACAAGAAGAAGCUCUUCGAAGGUGGCUGGGAAGAACUCGGCAAGGAGGUCAAUGAAAAGAUCUGGAACGAAAAGAAGGAUCAAUAUACCGGCCGUCAAAAGUCCAAAUUGCCCAAGUGGUUCGGCGAAAGACCCGGCAAGAAGGCUGGCGAGCCCGAAACACCCGAAGGCGAGGAAGAUGCCAAGGCUGAUGAUGAAAUCGCUGAGGAAGAUGAAGAAGUCGAGGAGGAGGUCGUCGAAGAGGAGGAAGAAGAAGAGGAGGAGGAAGAAGAGGAGGAGGAAGAAGAAGAGGAGGAAGAAGAAGAAGAGGAGGAAGAAGAAGAGGAGGAAGAGGAAGAAGAGGAGGAGGAAGAAGAGGAAGAAUAAAUUAAUUUAACUACAUUUAAUAAAAAUAAAAACCACCAAAACAAUAUAGUUAUUAUUAGCUUAUUCUACCGCUAUCUACCGAUAACAGCCACAAAAACCAAAGAUUUUUUAAUACCAACAAUUUAUAGAAAAAGAAAAUAAAAAAUGAAUGAAACCACAAGAACAUUUCUCCAAAUAAACAUGAAAACAUAUAUCGUAUGAAAACAAACAACAACAUCUUUUCAUAAUCACGAUUCUAUGUAAGGCGUUUUCAAUCGCGCACUCUCUCUCUCUCUCUCUCUCACUCACACUCUUUAUAUAUCUUUCUCGUGUUUACAUACAUGCCCACACGCGCUCUCUCUCUCCCCUGUUUAUAUCUUAAAAAAGAACUAAAUCUGCCUAUAUUCUUAGUAUCAAAUUACGCAUUACUCACCCAAAACUCAUACGCACACAUGCCCACCUAGCACACACAUACUCUCUCUCUCUCGUUUCGUAUUUGAAUUAUGUAAACUUUUAUUUGUAAUUUUAAAUAAAAAAAAAACAAAUUUUUACUACGAACAUCAUUGAAAACUCGUAUAUCGUAUAAAAUCUGGAUAUUCCAUAAUCAGAAUGGUCCACAAAAACACACGUCGUCCACGAACACGACCACCAACAGCAUCGCCAGAUACACUCUCACUCUCGUCCGAUUUAUAUUCCCAUUUUAUUUAAGAUUGAUUUAGUUUCGUUAUUUACAAUUAAAUGAUGAGUUUAAUUUUGCUUGAAUUACAAAAAUAUUUGAAUAAAACAAAGAGACUUUUGAAACGA